Molecule: messenger RNA, 4509 nt
Organism: Paramormyrops kingsleyae
Lineage: Eukaryota; Metazoa; Chordata; Actinopteri; Osteoglossiformes; Mormyridae
Source: RefSeq, a predicted model, not a curated record
GACAUCCCGCUCCAGAAUUACCCCUCAGCCCCAUGUCAGCGGUUCCUGCACCUCAUUCCUUACUACAUCCGUUUACUGGUCCAAAGCUCGACUAGGACUCCACACUGGGGGGUGGUAUAUAGCUCAGCAGGUUGGGCCUCUACGCCUAUGAUCGAGACGUCACCCGAUUGAUUUUGUGUGUGGCAGAAUAGUCACAUCACCUUUGGGCCUUUUACCGAGGCCCUUAACUCCCAGGGCACUGGAUAAAUGGCCCGGCUGUAAGCUUUGUCCUCACCAGUGGAGAGCAUACAAAUGGUGAAUAAAGCUUCUUUUCAAAUCCUUAUCUCGAAUGUCAAGUUUCUAUUUGUCACGCAAUCUUGCAUGGUUGCGCUAUGGUUAGUGUGGUUGUAUUACCCCACUGGGUCUAAGUUUUGAGUCUCCGCCAUGGCUGCUUGUGAAUGGAGUUUGCGUGUUCUCGCCGCGUCACCGUGGGGUUUCCUCUGGGUUCUCCACUUUCCCUCCACAGUUGAACAACAUGCUGAGGUGAAUCGGCAAAUUGUCAGUAAGUGUCAGUGGUCUGUCUGCCUUGCAAUGGGUUGGUGCCCCGUCUUGGGUUGUUUCCUGCCUUGCAUCUGUAGCUUCCAGGAUAGACUCCAGACCCCUGUUGCCCUUCAUUGGACAAGUUCCUGUUUAUCCUGCUGGGGCCCUUAGGGAAAGGACAGCAGUACCAUGAAAUCGGCAGAUCCAUCGCAACCUUAAUGACAGAUGAGGUGUUCCACGACGUGGCCUACAAAGCAAAGGACCGCAGUGACCUAGUGGCCGGCAUCGACGAGUUCCUGGACCAGGUCACAGUGCUGCCCCCAGGGGAGUGGGACCCCUCCAUCAGGAUAGAGCCCCCAAAAAAUGUACCUUCUCAGGAGAAGCGGAAGGUGCCACCGCUGCCCAACGGCAUGGCAGAGCUGGGCGAGGCUGAACAUGGAGGACAUGGGGGCCCAGAGCUGCAGCGCACGGGGAGGCCGUUCGGUGGUCUGGUCCUGGACAUCAAGCGCAAGGCGCCCAGCUACCUGUCGGACUACACGGACGGCGUCAGCCUGCAGUGUCUGGCCUCCUUCCUGUUCCUGUAUUGCGCCUGCAUGUCCCCCGUGAUCACGUUCGGGGGGCUGCUUGGGGAGGCGACUGAGGGACGCAUAAGUGCGAUUGAGUCGCUCUUCGGAGCCUCGAUGACGGGGAUAGCGUACUCCCUCUUCGCAGGCCAGCCGCUCACCAUUCUCGGCAGCACCGGACCCGUGCUGGUCUUUGAGAAGAUCCUGUUCAAGUUCUGCAAGGAGUACGGCCUCUCCUACCUCUCACUCCGAGCCUGCAUCGGCCUCUGGACGGCGUUCUUCUGUCUGCUCCUGGUGGCCACCGAUGCCAGCUCUCUGGUCUGCUACAUCACACGCUUCACAGAGGAAGCCUUUGCUUCCCUGAUCUGCAUCAUCUUCAUCUACGAGGCCCUGGAGAAGCUGAUCCAUCUGGGAGAAACAUACCCCUUCAACAUGAACAACAACCUGGAGAAGCUCACUCAGUACUCGUGUGCUUGUGUUGAGCCUGUAAAUCCCAGCAAUGCUACCCUGAGGUACUGGAAGGAAAGCAACAUCACAUCAUCGCAGGUCAACUGGAUGGGUCUGGAUGUCAAGGACUGCCUGAAGAAGCGAGGCGAGUUUGUGGGUUCUGCCUGUGGCCCCCAUGGCCCCUACGCCCCCGAUGUGCUCUUCUGGUCCAUCGUGCUCUUCUUCUCCACCGUGGCCAUGUCAUCUUUCCUGAAGGACUUCAAGACCAGCCGUUACUUCCCCACCAAGGUGCGAUCCAUCAUCAGUGACUUUGCAGUCUUCAUCACCAUUGCCACAAUGGUGCUUGUCGAUUAUGCUCUUGGGGUACAGUCUCCAAAGCUUCAGGUCCCCAACGAGUUCAAGCCCACCAGAGACGACCGCGGCUGGCUGGUCAACCCUUUGGGACCCAACCCAUGGUGGACCAUCCUUGUGACGGCUGUCCCUGCGCUGCUCUGCACCAUCCUCAUCUUCAUGGACCAACAGAUUACCGCUGUCAUCAUCAACAGGAAGGAGCACAAGCUGAAGAAAGGCUGCGGCUACCACCUGGAUCUCUUAAUGGUGGGUGUGAUGCUGGGCGUGUGCUCGGUCAUGGGCCUGCCCUGGUUCGUGGCCGCCACCGUGCUCUCCAUCUCGCACGUCAACAGCCUGAAGCUGGAGUCCGAGUGCUCAGCCCCCGGGGAGCAGCCCAAGUUCCUGGGCAUCCGCGAGCAGAGGUUCACGGGCCUCAUGAUCUUCCUGCUGAUGGGCUGCUCCGUCUUCAUGACCUCCGUCCUCAAGUUUAUUCCCAUGCCUGUGCUUUAUGGAGUUUUCCUUUACAUGGGGGCGUCGUCCCUGAGGGGGAUUCAGUUCUUCGAUCGCCUGAAGCUCUUCGGCAUGCCUGCAAAGCACCAGCCUGAUUUCAUCUACCUGCGCCAUGUGCCUCUGAGGAAGGUCCACCUCUUCACCAUUAUCCAGCUCAGCUGUCUGGUUCUCCUGUGGGUCAUCAAAACUUCCAGAGCCGCAAUCGUCUUCCCAAUGAUGGUGUUGGCUCUGGUAUUCAUCCGCAAGCUUCUGGAUUUCCUGUUCACCAAGCGGGAGCUGAGCUGGUUGGACGACCUGAUGCCAGAGAGCAAGAAGAAGAAGCUGGAGGAUGAACAACAGGAGGAAGAGGAAAGUGUUGUGGCAGAAGAGGGGAUUGUUCAGGUACCACUGGAGGGGCAUUACAAAGAUGACCCUUCUACAGUGAAUAUUUCUGAGGAAAUGGCGAAAGCCUCAUUUGGUAAUGAGUGGAAAGCCCUCAGCACGGACACUGCGAAGAAGGAGCCGGCAUCCAAAAGUGUAUCCAACUGCGCCGUGAGGAAACACCAGUGGAGAACCCGUCUGGAGAAGGGCUUCGACAGGGAAACCAGUCUUUGACGAUUUUCCCGGGCUGUGGUGCUUUGUGGUGAAUCAGAAUGGUUUGUCAGCGUGAAAUAUUCUGUAUGUCAUAUCUGUACCUUCUCCCGUCUCCACAUGAAGCCAUUUUCUGUGUAUGUGUGUGCAAGUGUGUGCCUCUUCAGGGAGCUGAGGGUGACGUCUAACAGCAAAGACAAAUUUACUCUUUUCUCUGUGCGCCAGUGUGAGAUAAUAUACCAGCAGAUGACGAUGAAGAGGAAAAGACCAUCUGAGCUGCACGCAGAUUGGUGGCGUUGCACGUUUCCUGCAGCCACUUUUAAAUUAAAAGGUACUUUUAUUUUAAAGUAGAUAGUAUGUAUUUUGUAUAUUUUUUAUUGGUUUUAUAGAAUAUGGUACAAUCACUCUGGAAAUAUUACCAUUGGGAAGAUCAUGAAAAAAAUGCUUAUAUGAUUCUGAAAAGAGAAUAUGUCCUGGUAUUACAAUGCUCUGGAAGUAAAUGUAAAUGUACAUGUGAAAAUGUGACAGUAGAUUUUUGUUGCAUGCAUUAACAUAUUUAUUCGAUUACAGCGCACUAAAUGAGCUUAGCUAAUGAUAUUGGUCACAUUGGUUUACCUCAUAAGAGACGAUGCUUAAACUGAACAUGACCUGAUUUUUUUAUUAAAAAAUAUGUUGCAUAUGUACCUAAUGUAUGUUCCAAGAAUUAUGUGUUCUUUAUUUUUUGACAGUGUUAUGAACCAAAUUAAGUUAUCAUCUCUUUGUUUUACUGAGUUACACUGAAUGGAUCAAAUGGAUGUAAUCACUGAGCCUGAAGGUCAACAGAAUGGAAAAAUAACUUGAUUUUCUGUGUAAUAUACCUGCCAUAGUAAUCUGGUUUCUAUUAGGUUUCAUUCUGUAAUAUAGCAUAAGCAAACGUCUGCCAUUAACAUUCUUUUGUCACAGGUCUGUGUUUACAAAUUAUUUUAGCAAUAUGGAUCCCACAUUCACACCAGGACAGAUUAGAAUCGACUGUAUGGAGAUAUUGUUUAAGAUGAGAGAAUGUGUAUUUAUUUGCAAAAUAAUGCAAAUAACUCCUUUUAGCAUAAGAACAAAAUAUGUAAUCUGUCAUACUUAAGGAAGGACUCCACACCUUUUUAUAUAAAAUAAUUUUGUUAUGAUUUGAAAUAUAAAGCCAAAAUAAAAUAUAUUUACUUACUGUUAUUAGCGUCAUGUACAAGUUUAGAAAUUAACACUUUCUUGAUUGCUGUUUAUUUUUUAACCUUUUGUCGUAUGGUUAUUAGAGAAUUUUAGGUUUUGUAAACAUAGAGUAGAAACAAAAUAUAACGUAUGCACUUUAGUGCAUAAAUGAUUAAACUCCUAAAAAUGUAUAGUGGUCUAAGGGGCGUGUUGUAAAGUACCCAUUUUUUGUUUAAUCAUAGCCUUAAAUUAGUUCUUGUACCUUAUGAAACGAUCGGUAUAAUUUUUCUGUGGAUGCCAUCAACAGACAACUUAAUUUUAUUUCAAAUGUCCUUGUAAGUGUAACUUAUUUCUAAAGUGUAUAAGUGAAAGCCAAUAAAUAAUUGAAAAUGCC